Molecule: messenger RNA, 1984 nt
Organism: Nilaparvata lugens (brown planthopper)
Lineage: Eukaryota; Metazoa; Arthropoda; Insecta; Hemiptera; Delphacidae
Exons: 5
Coding region: 77-991 (304 amino acids)
Source: RefSeq, a predicted model, not a curated record
AGAGGAUUGUCAGCUGAAGAGGCGAGAUGGCUCUUGGCUGUUGUUGAUCAGUCUGUUGUGGCUGCACUCGAAGAUCAUGGUCUGCUACAAACAAGUUGCUGUCGUCUGCGCCUUGGCCGGAGUCGCAUGCGCCCUCCCACAGGUUGUGCCCGCUCCUGGCAAUGGCUUUUUCGAUGUGUUCUCUUGGGGCUUCGACCAUCUUGGAUACGGAGGUCCAGUGGAGCCCCUGCCCAUCCCGAUUGGUGAAGGAGCUAAAAGUGACAACGGAGCGAAGGCCGAGAACAUCUGCACCUGCAAAGAAUCUGAUUGCCAAUGCUGUAUUGACAUGAGUCUGGCUUACAUUGACAUUGGAGGCCCAAGCUGUGUUUUCCUGAAAUACGUAUCUCUUGAUGAAGGCUUAAGAAUGAAUAUCUCUUACGGAGACAGCUUGCUGCACGGAGCUACAGUGAAUGAAACCAACCCAGGACCGAUCUGCAUGAAUCUCUUGUCUGACCUGGCUCAAGUUUGUGCUUCAAUGAAGAGACUGAGGAAGGAUGGAGAUGGUUUGAAAGGCUGCGCCUCCAUAGAACCAGCAAUUCUUGGAGAAAUUCAGGCGGAAUACCCACUGAGCUGUUUCAAGAUGACUCCUACAGGAAUGGUUGUUGAUGAGGAAGAAAAAAGCACUGUGGCAGAGAGCAGCGAACAGAGCACGGAGGAGAACGUCGGCGAGGAGACGUCUCUGUCGACACCAAAACCGGAGGUGAGCGAAGAGGCGCUGAUAGCCGCAGUCAACGAGUCGGCAGAGGAAGGAAUCGCCUGGUUCAGCAGUCUGCUGGGAUUCAGCUUCGGAGGAGCGCAGUCAGCUGACAAUGCCACAGCCACGGCUCACAGUUCGAACACCACUGCGCAGCUGACUCCACCACAUACCGCGCAUGCGCAAGAGGUCAAAUCCGAAGCAAAUAGUGAGAGAAAGCCGCAGGAUGCUGCCACUCAAACGUCCGAAGUUCCUUAAUUUCAUCAAAUAAUGUGUUCAUUGGAGAAGGUGUGAUUUGGUGAACAAUGGACAUGAGAAUGAAUGGUGAAGAGACAAUGUGUAAUUUAUUUUAUGAUGGUUUGAGUAGUGCUGAAUCAUUCAUGAUCUCCAUUGAUCGAGUUUUUAAUCUAGUAUAAGGCAUUUUCAUUACGAAUCGACGUCAAAAAUGUCAUUUUUCCAUUAUCAAGGAUAGUGAAAUUUUACACUAAGCAUUGAGUACGAGGAUUUUGGGAUAAAUGUGGAUCAACUCAAUUAUUGUCACACUAGUUGGAAUACUCAAAAUAUGAUUUAUGGAUAAAAUACUCAUGACAUAUUGGAUAAUUCCCAUGAUCAUGCUUCAUGAUUCCUGGGAUUAUUGGUCAUGGAUAUUGUAUACAUAAAAUUUGUUUAAAGUUUUGAAAUCAUAUACAGAGUAACGUAACUUCAUAUUGAAACUAGUUCACCACCAGUAAGGGAGAACCGCAUUCUUUUACAAACUGAGAGGAGUGGAAAUGAUUUGGUAAAGUGUCGGAAUAAUCUAGUUGAGUCAUCAUGAUCUAUUACUUAGAUAUUCAAUAUUAUUAUUAUUUUAUUAUAGACCAAGAACAAAAAGUAAUGUUUUGGGUCAGAUUUUUGUUUCAAAAAAGCAUUAUUAAUCGCUGUAUUCCAACAUGACUUCUCCUUGCUUAUGUUGUAUCUUGUACUGUAAAUAAUGUAAGAUAAACUGAGUCAACAGCUUUCCGGUUUUCUUGAAGCAUAAUAUGAAGUUAUAACCUCUCACUCUGAAAAAAUGAGAACCGUGCAUUUUUGAAUAAUCAUGCAAAUGAAUCAAUUUCUUGCUGAAAAGUCAGGAGUGUGUGUAGUACAUGUAUACUUAUCAUUACACCAGGAAAAUAUUUAAUAUUAUUUAUAACUGUAGAAAUGAAGAAUAAAAAUUGUGUAGGCUAGUCAUAUUUUUGCAAUAAAAAUUUCACUCCUGACAUGUCUCAUCAA